AUGUCUGUUGCUGAAUCUUCAAACAUCCACAAGUACGCUCCUCCUAAGGAGUUCCACGAAAACCACCCAGGCAAGCCGCAUCUCGACAAUGUGGCUCAUUAUGAGGAACUUUACAAGGAAUCAAUUGAACAACCUGAUGCCUUCUUUGGCAAAAUUGCUCGCGACCUCUUGUCUUGGGAUAAGGACUUUAAAACUGUGCGCUAUGGUGGAUUUGAACACGGUGAUGCUUCAUGGUUCUUGGAGGGUGAACUCAAUGCAUCCUAUAAUGCUAUCGAUCGUCAUGCUCUUAAAAACCCAGAUAAGGUCGCCAUCAUUUUCGAAGCCGAUGAACCUGGUGAGGGCCGCAAUGUGACUUAUGGUGAACUGCUGCGUGAAGUCUCUAGAGUGGCUGCCGUUUUGUCUUCUUUUGGUGUCAAGAAGGGUGACACCGUUGCUGUUUACUUGCCCAUGAUCCCAGAAGCCAUCAUCACUCUGCUGGCCAUUGUGCGUUUGGGUGCCAUCCACUCGGUUGUUUUUGCUGGCUUUUCUUCGGGCUCACUACGUGACCGUAUUGUGGAUGCUGACUCUCGUGUGGUUGUUACUGCAGAUGAGUCUAAACGUGGUGGCCGUGUCAUUGAAACCAAGAAGAUUGUGGAUGAGGCUCUCAAGUCAUGCCCUAAUGUUAAGCAUACUUUGGUUUUUAAGCGUACAGGUAAUGAGUCUAUUCCUUGGAAUAAGGACCGUGAUUACUGGUGGCAUGAGGAGGUUGAUAAGCACCGUCCUUAUUUCCCACCCGUGCCUGUUAAUUCAGAAGAUCCCAUUUUCCUUCUUUAUACUUCUGGAUCCACUGGCUCUCCCAAAGGUGUUGCCCAUGCUACAGCAGGUUACCUUUUAGGUGCUGCUACUACUACUAAGUAUGUUUUUGACUUACACCCUGAUGAUAUUUUGUUUACUGCUGGUGAUGUGGGUUGGAUUACUGGUCAUACAUAUGUGUGUUAUGGACCUUUGCUUCUUGGUGCUACGACAGUUGUGUUUGAGGGUACUCCUGCAUUCCCCAACUUUUCACGUCUUUGGGAUAUUGUUGAUGCACACAAGGUAACGCACUUUUAUGUUGCUCCUACGGCUUUGCGUCUGCUGAAGCGUGCUGGUUUGGAAUGGAUUAAUCAUGAUUUGAGUUCUUUAAGAACUCUUGGGUCUGUUGGUGAGCCAAUUGCACCUGAUGUGUGGGAAUGGUAUAAUGACAAUAUUGGUAAGGGUAAGGCACAUAUUUGUGAUACAUAUUGGCAAACAGAGACUGGUUCGCACAUUAUUUCUCCAAUGGCCGGAGUGACUCAUACUAAGCCAGGAUCUGCAUCAUUCCCAGUGUUUGGUAUUGAUCCUGUCAUUAUUGAUCCUGUUUCUGGUCAAGAACUUAAGGGUAAUGAUGUUGAAGGAGUACUUGCUAUUCGCAAUCCAUGGCCUUCGAUGGCUCGUACUGUGUGGAACUCUCAUAAGCGUUACUUGGAGACUUAUUUGAAGCCAUAUCCUGGAUAUUAUUUUACAGGAGAUGGAGCAGCUCGUGACCAUGAAGGAUAUUAUUGGAUCCGGGGUCGUGUUGAUGAUGUUGUGAAUGUUUCAGGACACCGGUUGUCGACGGCUGAGAUUGAGGCUGCUUUGAUUGAGCAUCCUGCAGUUGCUGAGAGUGCAGUUGUUGGUAUUUCUGAUGAUUUGACUGGACAGGCGGUGAAUGCAUUUGUUGCACUUAAGGUGAAGCCUACAGAUGUUGCGGCUACCAAGAAGGAGUUGAUUUUACAAGUUCGUAAGACGAUUGGACCCUUUGCUGCACCUAAGAAUGUAUUGAUUGUUGAAGACUUGCCUAAGACACGAUCUGGUAAGAUUAUGCGUCGUAUUUUACGCAAGGUUUUGAGUGGAGAGGAGGAUUCAUUGGGUGAUAUUUCGACAUUGUCUAAUCCUGAGGCUGUUGAGAGUAUCAUUGCCAUUUGCAAGGCUGAAAGAAAGUAA
Magnusiomyces paraingens is the source of this 1980-nucleotide messenger RNA. RefSeq lists its product as uncharacterized. Gene Ontology annotation, cellular component: cytosol. The coding region runs from base 1 to 1980 and encodes 659 amino acids. The transcript has a single exon. Lineage: Eukaryota; Fungi; Ascomycota; Dipodascomycetes; Dipodascales; Dipodascaceae. The record is from RefSeq and is a predicted model, not a curated record. Gene Ontology annotation, molecular function: AMP binding; acetyl-CoA synthetase activity.